AAGAAAUGAUUUGUGCUGCAAGACGUCAUCAUCUCACAGCUGCUGUUUACCAUCAUCUCUGCGCAGUAAGGAUUCAGAGAGCUGUGCGAGCGCACUGGGCUCUUAAAUCAGCCAAGAAGGAAAUCUCUUCAGUCCUAUACAUCCAGAGAUGGAUUUUAUCUCCGCACUGAGAGAGAGGGGUGUCCCAGAGGAGAACCUGACAAAAAUGGAGGAAGAUAAGAUUGAUCCUGCUGUUGCCAGACUUCUAAAUGAAGAGGAACUGUCUAAGUAUAUACCUCGAUAUGGCGACAGGGUCUUUGCAAAGAACUGGAUGCCGGUAAAUGCAGAAGAACAUAGGAAUGAAGACAGAAAACAGAAAUUGAUUAACCGAUUGAGAGAAAAAAUGAAACUCCCAGCAAUUCAAAAUCAGAAAAAAAAAAUAUGGACUUGGCAAUAAAAAUGCUGAAAGCAAGACAAGGAAAAUUGAACUUGGCUGGAUGAACUACCAAGAUGACAGCUACAAACAAGUUAGAAGACCCAAAGGAGGUGGAACACGAGAAAUCGUUGUUAAAAAAGAAGACACUGUGUCAAAGGUUCUGGAUAUCGGGAGAAAACAUUUUUUCCUGAUGGUGAAUCAACUAAAGGGAAUGCUGAUGAUUUCAACUUUAUGCUCUGUGUCACUGGCUCUGAAGAACCACUCAGAGAAGUUCAGACAAUUGGUGACUUGUAUGAGGCAACACAUUACAAAGUCCUUAGACUAUAUGUGUGCACAAGACUGAAAGAUCAGAAUUCUGAUCAAAGUGAUGAAACUGACAGGAAUCUGACUCUAAAGAGACCCCGGCUUACUUCCUCUCCAGACAUAAGUCCAUGUACUUCAGGAUGUCACAAUCAGAACAGAAGUGAAAAUUUGCACUCCCCACCUUCUACGCCUGUGAGUUUGAAUGAUGAUGUACUCCAGUCUUCUGAUGAUGAAGUGGUGUUCCUAAGUAAUGAUUUGAACACAUCCUUUGACAUGGUCUCUGACACACUUGUAUACUCACCUUUACAUGUUGAGUGUGUGGGGACAGAAACAUUUGUAGAAACAAUACUGGAAACUGUUCCAUCUGAGUCAGAUUCAGUCUUCAUUCCAGGUAGCAAUUUCUGUGACAUAUCAGAUGCUGAAGUUACAGAUGUGCUAGAAGAUCCACCUCAGUCAACUGACACCCAGGAGCCAACAAACAAUGACUCUUUCUUUGAAAAUCCAAGGCAUGUGACUGAAAGUGAAACAGUUAUAAUUCGCAGAGUUCACUGUGUAAAUGAUAUGAUUCAAGCUUUUUCAGACAAAAACAUUCUGCAUGCCAAUGUGACAUUGAAACGUGUACUCGAAAAUGGUGAGGAGGAAGCUGGCAUCGGUGAUGGAGUGUUCCGGGACUGUAUUACUGAAUUCUGGGACAUAUUUUUUGCAACAAGAACAUGUGGAACAACUUACAAGAUACCUACUCUGCAUCACACUUUCCAAGAAAGCGAGUGGGAAGCUGUUGCACGUAUUUUUGCCAUUGGGUGGCUGCGCUUUGGUUACUUGCCAAUUCAGCUGGCACCUCCUUUUCUAAAAGAAGCACUGUCCCUUCCUUCACCAGAAACCAGUCUAAUGGAGGCGUUUUUCAAUUACAUUAGUCCAACAGAGAAGGAUGUUUUAAGUGAAGCGCUCCAAGACUUCCAAAGUGCUGACAUGGAUGAAGUCCUCAGUGUCCUCAGCAGUCACAGCUGCACAGUGCUUCCUAAUGAAAACAAUCUCCAGAAAAUACUGGAAGAAAUUGCACAUAAAGAGAUGGUGCAACAACUAGCCUACAUAAUAAAGUGCUGGAAACCCAUUCUGCGAUCUAUUGGGGAAACCAUGACUGCAGAAAGUCUGGACAAGAUAACUGUAAAUCUCCAACCAAAGGCAAGACAUGUGGCAAAAUCCAUUAUCUUCCCACAAUCAAUGUCCCCAUCUGAAACAAUUGUAUCAAAUCAUCUCUUGCGAUUCAUUAGGGAGAGAGACCAGAAGGAGCUUGGUCUUUUUCUCAGAUACUGCACAGGGUCUGAUUUAUUUCUCUCCAAGACAGUUCAAGUAACAUUUAAAGAAAUGAGUGAGUUUUCAAGAAGGCCCAUUGCCCACACUUGUACACAGCACCUGGAACUUGCAAACGACUACAGCAUCUAUGCAGAAUUUAGGGCAGAGUUUUGCUCUGUGCUAAACAGUGGAGUGUGGGUAAUGGAUAUGUCGUAGACAUAUGAAGGUUAAAGUUGAAGUGCCUGCACCAGGUGAAAAAGUUAAGAUGUCUGUAAGUUAGCUUAAAUGAUCAUUACAAACUGAAAGAAAUGUUUAAUGUUAAUAAGUUAUAUGCUGUUCAUGAAGUUGAAAGAAGUAAUUUUAAAAACUAUUGUGAAUGGAAUAAUGUGAUUUUCAAAUUUUACAGUAAUUCUAAUAUAAAUUUAACUAGUUUGAAUCUGACAGUUUUAUGUUCUCCUGUCAGGUUUUUAUUCCAUCUUUACAUUUUUCCCCAUGUGUACAUCCAACAGUUAAUCUAAAUAAUCUAUGGUUGAAGAAGUACAGUUGCACUUGAAUUGUUUUAUUUGCAUUAAUUGAAUCAUAUUUUUGUUUCAUUUUUGUCACAAUUGUGUACUCACUUAUUAUAAACUGAAAAUAAUAUUUUCAUGUUAUACAUUAGAUCCAGUUCAUGAAGUUAAAAUUUGAGUAAUUUUAAAAAAACUCUUGUGAAUUGAACUCUUGUGAAUUUAACUGUUUUUUCAGUUUUACACUAUUUCUAGAAGUUUAGUGGACUGAUUUGAAUGGGAGAGUUUUGUUUUCCAAUCAAGCAUUUUUAUUCUUGAUUACACAUUUUUCCAUUUAUACAUCCAAAAUUUGAUCUAAAUAAUAUGUUGUUGAAGCUGCACAGAUGCACUUAAAUAGUUUUAUUUGCAUCAACUGAUUCAUUUAUUUCUGUACACAGUUGUAUGGAUCUUUCAAUUGCUUUCAUAUUAAAACAAAGUUCUUUGACUCAUCCA
Molecule: messenger RNA, 3006 nt
Organism: Megalobrama amblycephala (Wuchang bream)
Lineage: Eukaryota; Metazoa; Chordata; Actinopteri; Cypriniformes; Xenocyprididae
Exons: 3
Coding region: 647-2227 (526 amino acids)
Molecular function (GO): ubiquitin-protein transferase activity
Source: RefSeq, a predicted model, not a curated record